AUGGAGGAGAAUCGUCAUCAGCAGCAGCGGAGGGAGGGAGAGCAGGAGCAGAGGGAUCGAAGACCGGAUGGCCUGGGGGAGCUCCGGGUCCUGCCCGACGAACUCAUCUGCGCAAUCCUCGAUCGCCUAGCUCCUCGCGAUCUCGGUCGCCUUGCCUGUGUCAGCAGGUUCGCCCCCCUGACUCUUUCUCUCCCCUCCAUUGUUGUCGCUAAGACGUUCGACAACCUGCAACCACCCUCGUUUUUGUGCUCGCAGUAGCUCUUUUAUCUGCGUGAUGAUUUUUCUGGUAUUUUUUCCUUAGUGAUAAUUCAUGGAAAAUGCUGCCGCGUCUUAUAUCAUUUUGAGACUUCACUCAGAAUUUGUUCCUUACGUGAGGUUACAAAAAUGGAAUUAGAUGUGAACUUUGGAGAUUUUCCGGAUCUCAAAGACUAGCGUUUGAAGAGAAAUUCCUUGAAGAAAAACGUAAGGACUCGCCAAAUUUUCAUUAUAAAUUGAUGGAAAAUUAUGUGUACAAUUGUGGGUUUGAUCAUGCAUUGAGUACAGUGGGACGAUCAUGAAAACAACGGAGAAUCACUAAGAGGAGGAGGAGACCUAAAUCUUAUCCGGGCUAGAAAAAUAUUCCUGGAAAAUGACGAAGGUGAAUGAUAUAGACGAUGUCGCAGUGAGGGAAAACUAAUCUCUACCGUUGCAGGAAUGAAAGGAGAAGGAUCUAUAGUUUAAGCCCAUUCAACGAAUCUCUGCAAUUCUAGUACUUUAGUUUGAGAAGAUGGAAUAAUAUUACUUUUGUGAUGAGCUCUAGGUGUACGAGUCCCCAGUAAGGUGCUUGCAUUGGUCGCCUUAGACCACCUUGGUUGCCUCUUUAGCACUGUGGUUGCCAAGGUGUACUUCUCCCAAUAAGUGUAUACAUCGUCGAUUUGCUGCUUCAUUAUUUUCAGCCCGUGAAGGUUAUUUUAGGUAACUAACUUGUUGUGGGGCAUUGUUGAGAAGCAUUAAGUGACCUCAGAGCCUUUGCCACUUGAGCGGUGUCUACCUUUGCUACCUGAGUAAAACGACAUAUCAAAAUAAGGAGGAAUUGCCCCCUUUUGGCUGUUCCACUGAGAAUUCAGCUUUUAAUGGUGAAGAAAAAGAUGCCUAAACCCACCAAAGUAACGGCUUAUUUACAGAUCAUUUUAUAAAGAUAUAUUAGAGUACUAGCAUAGGAUUCAUCCGUAUGAUUCAUCUUCUUUCGAAGUAGAAAGAAAUGUUUCGCUGGGUUGUUCACAUUUAUGGGUUCAAUCAGCUCAAUAAGCAACUCUGAACCUAAACAUUUAUUGGCUAUGUUUAUGGUACGGUAUAUUAUCAGGCUACUUGAAAACAUAAACAGUGGUUGUAGUUUUCGUUGUGUUUUAGUUCGAUUAAUUACAUGUUCCUGAAUAGGAUGUUCGAAAAAACACCACCUGCUCUGGUGGAUGUUGACUCUCUCUUUGGCUUGUUUAGAUCAAAGCAGUGGGCCAUUGACUUAAUUAAGUGACAAGGUGUGGAAUAAAGUCAAGUUCUGAUAAAAGUUAAUCCCUGGAAGUAUCUGAUUGUGUAUCAUGUUAAACAUAUCUCAAUGUAGUUCUAUUGAAUGAUACCCAUAAAGAAUUCACAAACAUAUAAAUUGAAAUUCAAAACUUCCUACUCGUGAAGCAUUAUCAAGCAACAUCUCAUUAUAAUCCCUUUGUUUCUUAGAAGUAAUUUUGUACCUUAUAUAAAUUUUAAGGUAUACCACUCACUUCAUAGGUUCCGUCACAACAAUAUUUUCCUUCAGUAUAUUUCCAUCAAUAUCCUUUGUUUAGUGCUUUUCAUACUUUGCAUACUAGUGUUUAGAUUUAUCAGUUACUGUUCCCAACAUGAUGGUUCAUGCAAGCAGCAGGCUAAUUUGAUGAUGUAGGAGCAAUUUGACCAAGUGGACCCCAUAAUGGCCCUGAGGUGUCCUAUCGAGUGGAUGGGACGGAUCACACAUUUUUUAUGUUACGUUAUGUUUGGUAAUUGUUUAGUGGACUCAGAUUAGUGGUGUGAUUUGCAUGUUUUCUCUUAUGAUUAUUGGAGGGUUGUGAUCUAAUUUUCUUGGGAGCACAGGGUGAUCUUUUUUGCAGAUUGGCAUUUGAAAAAAGGCUGCUACAGAAUUUUAAUGACCAUUUGAAUGAGUUUCAAGAUUCAGUCCUCUCCUUGACAAUAACCCAAAAGACUCAUUUAUAUCCGUUCUUACAUUGGUUGACCUAGAAUUAUUCUUUGGUUCUGUCUUAUUUGCUGUUAUAGAUCUACGUGCUUUUUUUUUGCCACACCAGAUGACUAGGGUAAUCCUCUUUUGGCUCUGGUUUUAGGGUGAUGUAACAACUUUCCAUUCUUUGAAAUCACGGUCUUCCAGUUUUGACGCUUUACUAUUUAGUUACUGUUCUUGCUUUCUCGAAAUUUAUUUAACUAACUGUAAUCUAUCUCAUUUUUUUCAUCAUUCUGAAUCCAUUUACUUAUGUAGUGUUAUGUACACAUUAUGCAAUGAGGAGCCCCUUUGGAUGAGUCUGUGCCUCAGAAUCCCUGGCCCACUGGAGUACAAAAGCUCUUGGAAGAAAACCAUGUUAUAUCGGUGUGUGUCAAUGGCCUUUUUUUUAUAUAUUUUCUUUACGUUUCCUUAAAUUUCAUCACAUUUUUCAUCUUUUUUACAUAUUUCUUUAGCCUUUCCUCAGUUGUGUCCUAACAAAGUCAGGAUUGCCAUUUUUCCAGACAAAAUUUAGUCACUGAAGUUUCAGAGUCUUGUGAAAAAACUUUUAAGUUUGACGGUAUGCCCUUUCUUCAAGAUUCUUUGCAGUAGGUUUUUUGGAUUUGAGAGAUCUCACCAAGGUUAUAAUGCCGUAUCAUUGUUUUUCUCUUUAUCCUUUGGUGGUACAGGAUUCAACUCUUUAUUUCUUUACCGGAGAUGGUACCGGUGCUUUACAACAUUAGAUGCAUUUUAUAAAGACGAUGGCUAUCUUGAGAGAAAGAACAUAUCCUUUGACGAGUUUUGUGCUGAUUACAGUGGCAAAAAACCAGUAUGAUCUAUAACCUCUUUUAUUGGUGGACAAAAAAUAUUUUUCUGUCUCUAAACAGAAGACCAAAACAAUUUUCUUAUUAUGCUCAUUUAUAGAGUUAUAUUAAUGAUGGGAUAUUCUAUAUUCAUAUUAAACUUCACAUGCGUUCUGAGGGAGCGCUUUGGUAUUUUUCUGUGACAUUUCUUUUGUAAAAUUAAAGGUGCCUUCAUUUAUGUUACAUUUUUAUUAUACAAUCUAAGAAGCACUUGCAUCUAUUUCAUUUUAUUUGAAUCUUAUUCAUACCCUCUGUUACAUGGAACUUAUCCUCUCCGUUUCAUUCAAAUAUAAUGUAAAGUUUUUUCCUUAUCUCAGGUUUUACUGACUGAUCUCGCCAACACUUGGCCAGCAAGGAAAACGUGGACAGUUGAUCAAUUCGUAGAGAAGUACGGAGAAACAGCAUUCAGGAUUUCUCAGCGAAGUUCAAAGAAAAUAACUAUGAAAUUUAAGGAUUAUGUUUCCUACAUGUCAUGUCAGCAUGAUGAAGAUCCCCUUUACAUUUUUGAUGAUAAGGUGUGCUCCUUAGUGUCCGUUCACUUGCCUUACAUAGGAUGCUUGAACCUUUUUACUAAUAUGACUGCUUUUUUUAUAGUUUGGAGAAUCUGCACCAAGUUUGUUGGAGGACUACAGUGUUCCUACUCUCUUUAAAGAAGACUUUUUUGAUGUCUUAGAUGAAGAACAACGACCGCCUUUUAGAUGGUUAAUUAUUGGACCUGAAAGGUCUGGUGCAUCUUGGCAUGUAGAUCCAGCUCUUACCAGUGCCUGGAACACACUUCUAGUUGGACGUAAAAGGUAAGAUUAUUAUUUGGUUUCCUGUCCAUGCUUUCUUGACUUCACAUGUGAAUGUGUACUGUAUUUGAUUGAAUGGUAUGCUUUACUAGUCUUCUCCUGCCUUCCCACUCCUGAACAAGAUUUAUCACCAGUUGGACUGGACAUUCAUCUUUUUUAUGCAUUAUAGGGCACUUAUGAUGCCAUCUCCACAUAGAUUUCGAUCCAAUGGCUUCAUUAUGCAUCUUUGUAGAACUUGUUUAGAGAUAUUACUCUGGUCAAGUCUGUGGGAAGUUAAUAUUGAACCUGCAUUAAAAGUCUUGGCUUUAGCUUUGGGUUCAAUCGUGUGAGAUAGUUAUGGGGCAUGACCAUGGUCUUAAUUAUGUCAUGCAAUCUUUAUUCCCUAGUCCUUAAACACAUACCAAAUGGUAUUGCUGGGAUUUCUUUUUCCAUAUUCAGGAACAUUUUUUCUCAAAUUUCGUGUAAGAUUUCGAUCAUAGUCGUGAAGUGACAUUUGUGAAUCUCUUACUUGAGAAACCAUGGUAUAUAUUAUGUUUUAUCGUGAAACUGAAGUCCUUUGCGAAUACCUCGAUCUUGGAUUUGAUUUUCUGGCAGAUUGGCCUGUCUGUCUGACUCUCGUGAUAUGGUCCCUUAACUCUAAAUUGUUGUUAACCUUGGGGGAGGGUGAACGCUGAAUAUGAUCGCAAGGUGAGGGCAAUGAAACUUGGUUUGAGUUGUAUAGGGUGACUUUGUCUUUGGAGGAAAGAUGCUCUAUUGAAGAAUGUCAAGUUGAUAAUUUUAGUUGGAUUACGGAGGUACUAUAUGUGAUUUUAGAGCUGCUUGUUGAAAUUGCUUAAUUUCAAAUGAUAUGACGGUUAAAAGUUUAUUGUUUCAAGUAAGAUAAGAUUUUUUUCCAAAAAACGGGGUGUUCCUCACCUCUUGUGCUUACAUGUAAAAUUAUAUCAUGGUUAUGGUUUAGAUCUUCAAUGUUUUGGAUGGCAAAGUUCAACAUAUCAUCAGGAAAUGACAGUAACAAGAGAAAUGCGUGUGCUUGUGGAGGAUAAGUGAGUGGGAAGAAACCUCAAUGACCUGCUUGUGUCAUAAUUGAGCUGAAAAUAGCUUGAGUGUGACCACUUUGUCUUCCUGUCAAGCGAAUGGCUGGAUCCUGACUGUGCCAUGAAUGAAUGAAGUAAUCGAGAUGACUAGAACAAAAAUUACCUGGAAUGCAAUUUUUUUAUUUUCAACGAGAACUUGAAAUAUUGGGGAGCCAAAUUCUUAAUAUGAAGGGCGUUCAAUGGUUACACCAGGUCACUGCAGAAAGCUGAAGAAAAAUGAUGGAUAGAGAUUUUGUGGUCGUGAAGUGUGGAGUAUGAAAAUUUAAGCAAGAGCCAGAACUAUUAAUGGUGGUGAAGGGUAGGUUCCUGUACAAGACUAUUAGCCAUGUACUAGCCGGGUAGCUUCGAGUGUCACUAGACAUUUAAACAAAUACCUCAUGGGUUGUAGACUCAGGCAGCAUAACUCACCUGAUUCGUGCUUUAAAGGUCCUUUUUAAUAACUUUCUGAUCUGUAAAAAAGAUAAAGUGACCCAUACCAGAUUCAGAGCAAUCAAAAAGGGAAUUAUCGAAUUUGAUUUUCAUUUAAUCUUGGUGUUCAAUUCUCUAAUUUAUCAAUGAAAUCGGCUUCUUCGCGAUUCAUAUGUUUUUAGAGGUUUCUAGAUCAGAGGAUUGGACAAAAAAUCGAGAGUAAUCAUAUGAAGUGGAGGUCUUCAAAGGGAAAAAAGAUAUGGUCCAAUACAUUGAAGAGAUCUAUGAGUGGCAUUUUUAGUCAAGGCAGAUUACCCAAAGUCUUCGAAAAUCUUGUCCUCUUACUAUUUUGCCAAGUGAGUCUUGAAUAUUUUCAGUAUCAUUAGCUUCCAUUCUCAGCUAAUAAAAUUUAUAUAUGUAUAUAAGAUCUUCUCCCAUCUAUGGCUCUGGAAAUCUUAUCAUUGUCAUUAAUGCCUAAACUUGGUGUACCUAGAUUAACAUGAAGAAGUCAAGAAAGGAAGAUCAUGUAGUAUCAAUGUGUUCUGGAAAAUGAUUAUACAGUAGAUUUGAAAAAAAUGACCCUCUACUAUUGGGGCGUGAUAUAUAAGCACUUUGAUCAGAUAGUGGUGACAGUACCUUGAGAGAUGUCAUAAGUGCUUUUAUAAAAUAUUGAGACAUUGCCUUGAAGUGUUUUGUUUAUACACUCGACGACAAAAUGGAGUGUGAAAGAAUCAACGUUCCUCUAGCCUAGAGAUUUGCAAGUUUGCCAAAAACUUUUAAAGAAAUUUUCAGCAUAAAUUGUACUUAUUGCUGCUUAUGUUAUCAUAUGAUGCCAUAGGUGUAAAAGACCUCCCUACCAACUCUUCUUCACCUUGGAAAACUCAUGGGGUCCUACCUGUGUAGGCAUGUAGACAUUCCUAGACGUGAGUUGUAAUUCGCAAACAGCCAACUGUUUGACUCUAUAUGUAUUGCACAUUUUUCUCAGUGAAUGACUUCCUUUGGCUUUAAUUACGAAAUUUAGUGCCUACAAAGGAAAAAAUUUCUUAUUUAAUAAAUACUUAUGUAUCUAUAUUUGAAGACAUAACUAGUUUAUUUUUCACGGUUGUGUAAAUAGUUGUUGGGGAAUUUCAUGUGCAUAGAUGAAAAUGAUUGCAAGAGAUAACCAUUACAGUGGUUUGGUCAAACCCCAAAUGUAGUCUAUUUCCUUAGCUGAACCUUGGGAAUUUCAUUUUGAUUAUGAUAACAUCUAAAGUAAUUUGCCCAGGAUUCGAACAGUUUUUUUUACUAAGUCAGCAAUUAUUCAAUCACAAGUUUGCUUCUGAAAAUAUCAAAUGAAAUAAAAGAAAUUUUUAACCAGUCAAGCAACGUUGAGAAACCUUUGGGGCAAGGGUAGUUUCAGUGGAUAUUAAACAUAGAUUAAUUACUCACAGUUUUGUUUUCUUCAGCUGAAAGAUAGUAGAGUCCUGGGAGAAAUGAAAGCCUUAGAUUUUUCCAUGUGUCAAAGCGAUUCCGCCUACCUUUUUCUCAUUGAACCUUCUUCCAAUAUUUUUACGUCAAACUCUGUAGGAAUUUGCAUGACACCAUAGCUUCUGCCCAUUUGACUGUGAUUAUGUCAACUUUCUUUGAUUUUAAGAUCUUAUAUAUUUUCAAUGUAUCUAUGUGCAGAAUUAUUUUUCGUCACAAAGCUAUUUCGUUUAUGGCUUUAUUAGACUUGUUUUCCAUUUAAAAAUGCUUUUUUUUGCUGCUUUUUUUGGAAUUAUAAUCCAAUCAAAAUUCUGCCUAAUUGAUCGUGUGUUUUUUUUCAUUUAUUAAAUCUGUUCAAAGGUGGGCGUUGUAUCCUCCAGGAAGAGUGCCGGUAGGUGUCACAGUGCACGUAAAUGAAGAAGAUGGUGAUGUUGAUAUUGAGACUCCAUCAUCUUUGCAGGUCCAGUAACGCAUGCUAUAUUUUCGAAUAUUUUAAUAGUGCAAACUUGUUCUAUGUUUUGCAUUGUGGGUCAAAAGAGUUCUAUAUUUACAUGGUAUGCAAAUUUUCAUUUCUGAUUGUAUUUUCUGUUACUAUGCAGUGGUGGCUUGAUAUUUAUCCUUUUCUGGCAGAAAAAGAUAAGCCGAUAGAAUGUACACAGCUACCUGGAGAGACAAUUUUUGUCCCUAGUGGGUGGUGGCACUGUGUGCUAAAUUUGGAGACUACCAUUGCUGUCACUCAAAACUUUGUUAACGCAUCUAACUUUCAGUUUGUAUGUCUUGACUUUUGCCCUGGUCAUCUUCAUAAAGGAGUAACUCGUGCUGGAUGGCUUGCUGUUCAAGAUCGAGUAGUUAAAAGUGUCAAACAAGAUGUGGCAGAUACAAACGAUUCGGAUUAUGUGAAUGGAUCUCUGAAAAAAACGAUGCCAGAACAUGUUAAUCCUGCUGAAGACAAGAGCAGAGCUGAAGAGGAUGAUGAGUUAGAAAAUUUCAAUGGUUUCAGUGAGAUGAAUUUUUCAUAUGAUAUUGACUUUUUAUCGAAGUUUUUGAGUGAAGAAGUUGACCACUACAAUUGUACUUGGGGUGAGGGCAAUUGCAUAGGACAGAGAGAAUUCAGAGAAUGGUUACAUAGGCUCUGGGUUGUCAAACCGCAGAUCAGACCCCUUGUUUGGAAGGUGAUUUUCUUCAUUGCAGUAAUUCUGAUUUACAUUAGCAUCUAUUCAAAAAUUAUUUUUGAUGACGUUUAUUGUUCUCCUUUAAAAUUUAAUUUAGGGAGCUAGCCUAGCCCUUAAGGCAGACAGGUGGCUUGCUUGCAUCAUGGAAAUCUGUGCUUCAAAUAAUUUGCCUUCUCCUUUGGACGAUGAGAAGCUUCCUGUUGGCACAGGUAGCAAUCCAGUAAGUGGCUUCUUUAUCAUGUGCUUAUUUAUUUAUUUAUUAUUUUAUGAAUUCAGCAGGAAGCUCAGUUUUUUUAUUUUCGUAGAAAUUCGGCUAUAUUAGGACCUCAUGAGUACCUAAUUGCGAUUGCAUCACUGUGGUUUUUCUUUUUUGUUUUUGGCGAGUCCUCAGCUCAAAUGACAGUUGAGAGAACUAAAAAACUGUAGUUCAUUCCCUCUGCAAAGAGGAAAAGUUAGUUUUUCUUGCCAGAAUAAGAAUUGUAGACUAGUAGGUAUUGAAUUCAACCUUAAGCAUUUUCAUGUUGACUGUAAGAUUUGCUAAUGAGAGAUUCAGUCACUGAAAACUGAAAUCCAGGAUCUUUCUUGUUUUGAAGAACUGGAGAUAUCAGGAUCAAUGAUUGAUUUUUUUUACCUGUAUGCACGCACGUGUUUAACUAGUACUUCAUUUGGUAGUGUGUAGUUUUUUGGAGGACAUAAUUUUAAGUUUUAAUUUUUCCUAUUGAAUUAUGGCUAUCUUCUACUUUUGAGAAUGCUGUAUUUUUCUUGAUGGGUGGUUAAAAGGUUUUGACUGCAAUACCCAUUCAAUGAUUUCCAUGAAUACUCAUGAUGUAAAAUGAUGCUGCCUUUCAUGCCAUUUCUUUCAUUGCUAGAAAUUUGUAAUCUUCUGUUUGAGAGCGUUCAACCAUACGGUAGUGGCUGCUUUUGAAGAUUUGAGGAUACAGACCUUGGGUUGCACUUCUAUAUCCUAUCAUGGAUAGAUAAAAAAAUUCAGUCCUAUUCUCUCCUGCACAUUUUUAUACAUCAAUAUAAAAUUCAAAAAAUUGUAAUAAUUGUUAUAUCUAUGUGUAACAGUUGUCCUUUGAGCUUGUUUCAAGAUCUGUAAAUUAGUAUUGUUUUAGGUCUAACAAUGUUUGUCCCGUAAAACAUCUACUUUGGCAGGUGUACCUGGUUUCUGACUAUGUAAUUAAGCUGUAUGUUGAAGGAGGUUUAGCAUCAUCAUUGUACAGUCUGGGCACAGAGGUAUUAAUUUGGACGCUUAAAUUCUUAAUUUGCUAAGCCUUUUUCAGUUCGUAUGAUGAGUAUCUAAAUGUUAUUUUUUCAGCUUGAGUUCUACAGCAUACUUCAUAGAGUGGAAUCACCGUUGGUAAAACAUGUUCCUGAUGUUAUUUCUAGUGGUAUUCUUGCUCAUGAGCCGAAUGGUUCUUAUAGAAUUUGUACCUGGGCUGGCAGAGGAGUGCCAGAUCAGGUUAGAAGCUUAAACUUGGUCAAUGACAACUGCCGUAAUGAUGAUUUUCCUUUUGGUAUUUGGGGUAAGAUGGAAUUUGAGUCAAGUAAAGAAUCAGCGGUUUCAUUGCCAAAGAUGUGGCCUUUCUUGAUUACUAAGAGAUGCAGAGGAGACAUCUUUGCUAAUGUGUAAGUUAUUUAAUCUGAUUUUCUUCAGUUACCUAGGAAUAAAAGAGUACCCCUUUGAAAAAUCCUCUGUUAACCAUUUAUGUGACACAUUUAUAAUAUGCACUUGCCUACAAACAUGAUACCAAUUACAAACUGGUUACUUUUUUCUUUCAGAAGAGACAAACUUUCACUGGAUGACAAUCUUGAUUUAGCCUCAUUUUUGGGAGAUCAACUGCAUAAUCUUCACCUCCUGCCAUUGCCGACAAUUGCUGGUCAUUCAAAGGAUAAUGAGGAUGAUGCCCCGAGAAGAGCUUUGAAUGGCUUAAACAAGGACUCCGAGAUAUUCGAGAGACAUUUUGUCAAUGAUGAUGUUGUACAACGUAAUAUAUUUUCACCAGAAUGGAAGCCUUUCAUUGCAGCAGUGGAACAAAGAAAGAAAGAUCUCCAUAGUCGCUUAGUUCAAUGGUAACUGUUAUGGACCAUGGAAGUGCUAUUGCAUAGCUUGGAACAUGAAUAAUUUGAUAUAAUUCUUGUUUGGUUGUAGUUGUAACUUAUUUACACCCUAAUUUAGUGGGAUAACAUAUUUAAUGUGGUGGGAUUAUCAUGAGUUGCAUAUCACUGAUAUUUAGCACCUGUUUGAAAUACUUUCCCAUUGAAGCUUGACAAUUGAUAAUGGGGAAAAUCAAAGCAUGGAUUAAGACUCUAAUGAAACUCGAUUGAGCAUUUGAAGACUUGCUGAGUCAUUAAUCGAAGAAAACGGUGACAGCCAUGCUGUUUCAUCAAUGAAGAAAGUGAAACACCUUAGAUUAUGUUGCAUGCAGAAAUUACAUAGUUUAUGCCAUGCAAAUUAUUUUUUUUCGUGUAAGAUCCAUUAUUAUGUGGUGUGCCUGUACCAUCUGAUGCCUGUUAUAUUCAAGGCUUUGAUAGGAUAAUCAGUAGAUCCUAGUAAUCCGUACCCUUUCGUUCAUGGGUGUCCUGAAUAGAUCUUAUUAGGCUCAAUAGCUACUCUAAGCCUAUUGUGUCUCUUAACUAGAAAUGCCAUCUAGAAUGUUGGCCUGUGCAUGUCACUUUAUGAUUUGUGAUCAGCGCUAUACCAGGAGAAUCGCCAGCAAUCAAGUGCUUAUCGUGUCCCAUAGGUAUGAAGUGUGCUAAAUGAGUGAUGGGUUGAAGAGGAAGGUUUUUAUCAUCAUCAUCAUCAUCAUCAUCAUAUAGACGAUAUAAAAUUCUUUUUUUUAAUGAAAGAAGUAAAAUAUUAGACAUAAUGGGAAAUCUUGGAUAUCAUUUAAACUUUUUUAUUUUUCUUCUGUUAUAAACGCUAAAUUUUAAAAUUCAUAUAGGAUACGUGGAAAUUUUCUGAGUAUUUUAUGCACUUCUAUUCUGGUUACUGUUUUAUUCUGUCUAAAAAACUGAAGAUCCAUUCUAUUUUAGAAAAGAAUCUGCCAAGGUCAUUCUUGUUACACUCCAUCUUCAUUCAAGUCUUUAUUUGACUUCCUUUAUACUGUGUUAGACAGCCUUCUUAUCAGUAGCAAGAAUGUGUAUAUCAAAUGUUUAAUUUUCCUUGCUUGGUAAUUUUUUGCACAUCCAUAUGAUUCCUCUUCGUAUGUUUGCUUUUUAACAUGUUUUAUUAAAAGGAUCAGCUUUCUACCACAAAUUCCUUUCCUAUUUCCAGGGGUGACCCUAUUCCAAAUGUUCUGAUUGAUAAAGUUGAGGAGUACAUCCCACACGAUACUUCACUGUUGAUCAGUGUAUUCAAGGUCAUUUCUGCUCAUGAGUUAAGUUUUCCUGUUUAUUUCAUGACUAAACCAUAACAUGUAUACACUUUUAUUCAUCAGGAAGAGGAUGGCGUGUAUAGAGUCUGUUCUUCACCUUCAUGGAUACACUCGGAUGUCAUGGAUGAUAAUAUCCAUAUGGAACACAGCCCUUUAACCCAUUGCACUAAUCAGGCAGUCUCUGAUGGGGAUUCAACGUCUGUCGAUUCUGGGAUAAACGUUAAUAUCGAAGGAAACAAGGAAAGAUGGUACCCUGCACACAUUAUUGAUUUUAGUAGCCUAUUUAUAGGUGAGUUUUCUUCUUGUAAUAAAUAUUUCACUCCAAAAUGCUCCAUCUUAUCUAGAUGACCUGAAAACUGUUGUUCAAGGAACGUUGUUUCUAUUAUUACGAUGUCCUCUGAAUCACUUUCUCUCUAAAUUGACGAGUUUUGGCUUAAAAAAAGAUCAUUUUUAUGCAAUCUUUUCCUUUUGUAAUAGAUGGGGGUACCAAGUAUUUCUCGAUUUUCUGCUAAAUAAAUUCAAUUUACUACCAUUUUCUUGCUUUGAAUUUUUUUGGAUGUCUAAAAAGCAAUUGCUGUAAUGACUCUUGCGAUAAUGUAUGUGGUCAUGUAUCAGGGAAGCAUGAGAAUAGUCGUGUUUAUCUGCUUUCUGGAAUCCCACUUCUUCAUUCUUCAGUCUCUUGUCUAAUGUAUUGAAAUAAUGUCUUAGGGACAUUUUUAAGCUAUGGAAUACUAAACAGCAUUAGCGCUGUAGUUAUACUUUAUCACUAUAGGAGGUCAUGCAGACGUAGGUGUAUUUAUGCAAAUUUUGGUGCUUUCUUUGUUUCUGUGGGGUCUCGUGGCAGGUUUAUCCCUCAGUCAACAUCCAUAGAUAUGGCCAUUGUCCUCCACUUCUAGUUUUCUUCAGAACUUAAGGAGCCUCUUUUAUAAUGAUUUUGUAGAGCUAGCUAUCAGACUUGAGAAGACCAACCGAGGUGAACUCUACCACAAGGUCCAUAAUUUUUCAAGAAACCAGAAGGCCUCCAGUUUUGCUCUUCUCCUUAGCUAAUCGACUUCUCAAUCCUUCCAAGGAAUUUUCUUCUCAGAAUUUCACAUACUUACAUCUGAUAUUUGGACCUGUCAGUGGCCUGGCCUCUUUCUCUUCAUGCUUUUCGCUUCCAUGGGCGUUUAGUGUGCUCAUUUUCUCAGAAUUAUAUUUUCCUCCACUUCUUCACACAAUUUUGAGAUUUAUUCAAGAUCGGCCUCAAGUAAUUGGAAGGCUUUCAUAUUGAGUUUCUUGGUCCCAAAUCCCCACAUGGCACCCAUGCGUACAAUUCUAAUUUUCACAUGCAAAUUUUCUCAUUAAGAUCUCUUUGAUAAUACCGUCUUACCUGAUACUCCCCUUUAAUGAUGUUGAACUUCUGAAUAAAAUCGCAGAAAAUAACACAUCAUGGGAUUGAAUCAGCCAAGAGGCCAAUUCUUGUAAAGAAAAAAAAUGAUACCGUGCCUACAUAUCCCACAGUCCAUGUAGGAAACAGGGUACAAUAUGAUGAAUUUAAGCAUAGACUGUGAAGAGAUCAGGCUAAUGCUCUCUUGGAUGUCAGCCGCGAAUACCUUGUCAAAGAAAGAAUGCAUAGUUCAUCCCUUUGCGGAGUCUGUUAUCCCCUGCUUUCCUUUCUCCCAUGGUUUGUAGGCUUAAUUCCAUCAACCCUGGACUAUUUUUGACUUAGAACACAAUGAACUCCCGUAUAGCGACAUUUACUGAGCAAAAGGCAUGGAGUUGGGAUAGGUCGGCUUGUCAUACCUAUCUCAUAGAGGACGUCUGCAGAUGCUUUAUCAAAGAAGGAAAGAACCAGACGGUCCCCUUCUUGGCUCUUCUAUUAACCAUGUCUUUAGGUUGUAUUUCUGAUUUACCAAAUCUGAUUUGUAAUAUCUGCCUUCAAAUCUUCGCAUACUACACCUAGACAGUACUAGAUUAAGCAGAUUCGAGUUUAUGGUCUUUUAAAUAAGGACCUGGUUGGCAUAAUUCGUGUGAUCUGCACCCACAUUCGGAUAAUUUACAUCUGAUUCCACGUUCUGUUUUCUUAUCUCCUUUGAAGGAAUCAACCAAGAUUGAGUUACCUCCGAAAUUAGAUUGGAGGAAUGGGUUUGUAUUCCCAACCAUGGAAAUUCAGUCCUUAGAGCUCGGUUUAAUUUGUCCUAUGCCAUACGUCAACAGAAUCAUGCACUGCAGGAUUACAUUUUAUCCUACAGAAAUCCAACAUCACCAAUUUUAUCUUUUUCAGAUUUUAUGGACCAAAAUUAUGCAUGUUCAAGAGAAAAGUCAUCAAGUUUGAUAGGAUAUCAUAUAAUUAUGCUUUCUAAUGUAUUUGGUGAUAUUUUAUUUUACAAACACAUGAAAUGAAGCAUGCAAAAUACAUGCGUUUAAAGGCUUUAUACUAAGGUUUUAUGCGAGACAAUUUCUUCAGUAAUACCAUGCAGUCAGCAUUAGCUACCUAUUUCUUCAGUACGUCAGCCAUUUUUUCAUGGCAAUGGAUUUCAAUCUCUUGAGUGAUUUUCUCAAAGCAUUUUUUUUUCCUUAUGUGGGUAGCUCCAGUAAUGAAGUAAUGCUGUAUCUUCCUUCUGACUGACUUCCUUUCCUUCACAUUUUUGUCAGGUGAUCCGAUCUGCGAUCUAAUCCCAAUACAUAUAGAUGUUUUUAGAACAGAUUCUUGUCUUUUCAAGCGUUUCCUGGAAAGCUACCGAUUUCCCAUAGGAAGAAAACCUUCUGAUGGAACAAUGAGCCAGACGAAAUUUGAAAGAGCAUCAUAUCGUGCCAUGUAUGCCAGGAGUUACUCCACUUAUACUUAUUUUUCUGUCAUAAAUUCAGUAGUAAGCUUAUCUUUCCAUAAAUAGUGCAUGAUGUUUACAGUAUUCUUCAUGUUAACUUGUGGAUGUUAAAUCAACAUGUCCAUAAAUAUUACAUGCUAUUCUCCUGUCAUAUAGUGUCAUGUCUGAUGGUUAUUUUUCUGUCAUAAAUUCAGUAAUAAGCUUGUCUUUCCAUAAAUAGUGCAUGAUGUUCACAGUAUUCUUCACGUUAAUUUGUGGAUGUUAAAUCAACAUGCCUAUCGUAUCAUGUCUGAUGGUUAUUUUUCUGUCAUAAAUUCAUACAGAGCACAUGAUAUUUAUGGUAUUCUUCAUGCAAAUUAGUCAAUAUAAGUUAAGACUUCAGCCACACAUAUCAUCAUUGCUUGUUGCCAUCUGAUUACACAGAUCAAUGCCAUUUUUAAACAAAUCAUCGCUUCAUAUUCAGUGAUAUUCCUUGAAAAACACAUUGGAUUGGUCAUUACCAUUUUAUGACAGGCUCUACCCUCUUACCAUGAACUUCUUCUGGUUGUAUCCAAGCAUAAAUCAGCAGCAAAAAAUGCAGCUUUUUUCUUUUCUUUUCUUUUCUUUUAAAACCCAACUUAUUAAGCUCUUUGCUAAACAUUUCCAACAUUAAAUCUGUUUUAGGGUAGCCAAUGUCUGCUUUAUUAUUUUAUUAUAAUAUUUUUAAAUCGGUGAUUAUUUCAUUUAACCUACAUACCAGUUACAGUAAUAUGCUCAUCUUUAGCACCUAAUAUUUCAACUCUUGUCUCAGUUUUGACUUUUUGCAAAUCUUCUCCAAAACAGGAAACUAAUAUGUUGAACUCUUGUAGGUGUUAUUGUAUCCUCCACGAAGACAAUGUUCUUGGAACCAUCUUUAGUCUACGCAAGGAUCUGAGGAGGGCCACCUCCUGGGAAGAAGUGGAGAUGGCUCUGUGGGGAGAAUUGAAUAAUGCUUGGGAGGCCAAUAACCAUCCUAUUGGAUGA
Molecule: messenger RNA, 15199 nt
Organism: Spirodela intermedia
Lineage: Eukaryota; Viridiplantae; Streptophyta; Magnoliopsida; Alismatales; Araceae
Source: the annotation of a GenBank genome assembly